Messenger RNA from Cuscuta europaea, 3831 nucleotides. Lineage: Eukaryota; Viridiplantae; Streptophyta; Magnoliopsida; Solanales; Convolvulaceae. The record is from the annotation of a GenBank genome assembly.
UAAAUAAGCAAUCGCCUAAAAUAUUCAUUUGCUUCCUUCUCUUUCCUUCUCUUCUCUCCAUCAUAGCCGUCUUCUUCACCCGCUAAUCUCUUCUUCUUCAAUAUAUACAUACACAUACUUUGUUGAUUAAAUUGCUGUGAAAUUCUCCUUCAAUUCCUGAUAUUAAAAGCUAGCAUGCAGGUGAUUAUUUUAUGCAAACGAUCGAUGAUGGAGGAUCAAACCUGAAGCGAGGCUUCCACGGAUUAAUAAAUUCGUUAAGCUUUUUGCGGUAGGGAGGCGUUGUUGACUCGUUAUCGUUGAAGCUUGCAAGUCUCUGUCUCCAGAGAGAGAGAAAAGCGUGAGGGCGAGCUUCUUUUGGAGUAAAGUUCACGUGAGCAUUUUUGGAGUUCACGUGAGGUUUGUGAUAAUGCCGCACAGAACAACUUACUUCUUUCCGAGGCAAUUUCCAGACAGAGGCAGCGGAUUCGGCGCGUCUUCGUCGUCAAAGUUCCUUUUGGAUCACGAGAAGACCGGAGGGGGUCAAAAUGGAGGAAAGUCUGGAAAGGAUGACAGUGGUGAAGUUUCAUACGCUUCCUCCCGUUUUGAUGCGUCUGAAAGCAUCACUGGAGGAGACAAAAUUCACGGGAAGCAAUUGACUGCUUUUGUCAACUGGCUGACUGAGAAAAAGGUUAAAGACAAAUCAUCGCAGCAUCAGAUUCCUCAAGCCGAAUUCGAAGUAGGAUACGAAGAUGGUGGUGUGAAGGAUGAGGACGGCCAUGAAUACAGCCUCCUCUUGCUUCCAACUCCACCGGAGGCGGUGCCAAAAGUUGCUUCCUCUGACCACCGUCCAUCACGUGAUCACAAACCAUCAAUAAUUAGGCCGAAGGAUCAAAAUGCUUCGUCUUUACGAUGUCUACCCACUGGGGCAUCGUCUAGGAAAGAGAAUGGCGGGUGGGGAUUGGCUAAGCAAGCCGCAUUGCAGCGGCCACCUGUUACUGAUAGCAAUCACGUUAGGGUUCCGGGGAAGGAGACAGGACUUGAUGUUGAGAGGCAAGCAUCCUUGCAGCGGCUUUCAAGUGCGGGCAGCACUAGCUAUGCUUUGAGUUUGUUUUCAGGGUCAACAUCGGAUGGGAAGUGGCCGAAUACUGGAUUCAAGGAUUCACACACGUCGAUCAACUCGGGCCCAGAUGAGAAUGAAGUGGUUCUGAGGUUGAAGGAGAGCUAUUACUUGCAGCUCACGCUUGCCAGAGGCAUUGUUGAGCAAGCAACUAUUGCUAUUGAUGAGCCUCUGCAAGAAUGCAUGAGCGUCAAGGGUCUACCAGUAUCUUCUGAUCCUCAGACCGUGUCCUUCCGCCUCUGGGUAAGUGGGUGCUUGUCAUAUUUUGAUAAGAUAACAGAUGGAUUUUAUAACAUCUUGGGAAUGAAUCCAUAUUUGUGGGUGAUGUGCAAUAACAUGGAGGAAGGUAGUAGAUUACCAUCUCUGAUGGCACUUAAAGGUACUGACCACAGUGAUACGUCUAUGGAAGUGGUUCUCAUUGAUCGGCGUGGGGAUGCUAAGCUCAGGGAACUAGAAGAUAAAGCUCAAGAGAUAUUUUUUGCUGCGGAGAAUACACUUGUUUUAGCAGAAAAGCUUGGAAAACUAGUUGCUGUCCAUAUGGGGGGAUCUUUUCCCAUGGAGCAAGGUGAUCUUUACCAGCGCUGGGAAAUUCUCAGCAAUAGGCUUAAGGAUAUUCAUAGGUGCAUCGUUCUCCCAAUUGGGAAUUUAUCUGCAGGGCUUUGCAGGCAUAGGGCUGUUUUGUUCAAGAAAUUGGCAGACUAUGUGGGGUUGCCAUGCAGAAUAGCUAGAGGUUGCAAGUAUUGUGUUGAAGAUCACCGGUCUUCAUGUCUCAUAAAGAUUGUGGAUGACAGAAAAAAUGCUUGGGAAUUUGUAGUUGAUCUAGUAGGGGAACCAGGAAAUGUGCAUGGCCCAGAUUCAUCUAUUAAUGCAAGUGAUCUUUGCUCUGUGCCUUCCCCCUUUCAAGUUGCUCAUCUCAAGGAAUUCCAGCUACCUAACAUUGAUGAAAAAGAAAAUCUACCAGUGCAUGAUAUUGUCCUUAUGGACAAGCCCAAAAGUUUCUGGUGCAGUCCAAAUCAGUUUUCUGAAAUCAAAUCACCUGAGAUACUUACCACUACAGAUGGUAUAAUUACAAGAGAUGAAUAUCAUAAACCCAGAGAUCAAAGUAGCAUAGUUCUAUUCCAGAAUAGCAUACAAGAGAUUGUUCAGCCUAGACCACCUCCAUUUGCUGAUGGGGCGGAUGGGCAUCCCAGCAUAAGUAAAUAUGUGGAGAGUGAGUUUACGCUUGAGAAUUUGAAGCAUUCGGAAGCAACCCUUCCAAAAUACCUGAAUCUUGAACCAUCUCUUGCAAUGGAUUGGCUCGAGAUCUCAUGGGAUGAGUUACAUAUCAAGGAGCGUGUUGGGGCGGGUUCUUUUGGGACUGUACAUCGAGCUGAAUGGAAUGGAUCCGAUGUUGCAGUCAAGGUGCUAUCUGUCCAAGAUUUUGAAGAUGACCAAUUAAGGGAGUUUCUAAGGGAGGUUGCAAUAAUGAAGCGUGUCCGUCAUCCAAAUGUGGUUCUCUUCAUGGGUGCAGUCACUAAACGUCCACAUCUAUCCAUAGUGACCGAAUAUCUACCUAGGGGAAGUCUAUAUCGCUUAAUACACCGACCAGCUAAUGGGGAAAUGAUGGAUCAAAGGAGGCGCUUACGAAUGGCUUUGGAUGUGGCCAAGGGUAUCAACUAUCUUCAUUGCCUUAGCCCCCCUGUGGUUCACUGGGAUCUUAAAUCUCCUAAUCUCUUGGUUGACAAGAAUUGGACUGUGAAGGUGUGUGAUUUUGGUCUGUCAAGGUUUAAACCUAAUACAUACAUAUCUUCCAAAUCAGUUGCAGGAACUCCUGAGUGGAUGGCCCCUGAAUUUCUUCGUGGGGAACCAUCAAAUGAGAAGUCAGAUGUGUACAGUUUUGGUGUCAUUUUGUGGGAGCUUAUUACCCUUGAACAGCCUUGGUCUGGACUCUGCCCUGCUCAGGUGGUUGGAGCUGUUGCUUUCCAAAACAGAAGGCUUUCUAUGCCAGAGAACAUUUCUCCAACAAUGGCAUCUCUUAUUGAAGCUUGCUGGGAUGAUGAUCCCUCCAAACGCCCGACCUUUGGUAGUAUUGUGGAAACACUGAAGAAGCUACUGAAGUCUCCCCAAAAUUUGAUUCAGAUGGGAGGGAAGUAAAGAUUCCCAGCUGUUAAUGCAGCUUUUGAAGAAUUUCAACUAUGGUACUUAUAGAGAGAAGUGUGCAAAACACUAUGAAGUCAUAAAGUAAAAAUAUUUGUUUUCCAAGUCAUCGAGGAGAUACCACCACGAGAAUAUAACUAGGUUAUGGCUGAAACUUGCAUAUCACACACACAAAAAGUGCAAGGGCAUCUGUAUUGUAAUUCUUGUCGAGGAGCAUCAGCUGGUUGGGACUUUGACAUACGUAGUACAAAUUUGUUGUUAUCAAGAAUGUUUCUGAGCGUCACCUGGGAACUUCGUUAUACCAAUUUAUACCAAGUUUCAGACAUAUUUUAUGACUCCGUAGUUAAGAACAUUCCAAACAUAGUUUAGUUGUCAUCAUCUCUUGUCUCUCGCGUACUUUUCUGUGUUCAUACGUACUGAGAAGCAAUGAGAGUUAAUGAGUAGAAUAAGUGAAUCAAAUCAGUGAAGCCAUGUUCCCGCUUUGUCCUGGAUAAAUAAAGUACUCCGUAUUAUACUCGCAACUAGUAGCGACUAAAAAUUUAUAAGUAAUACUUUGUUCAUUAUUUGUUAUUUUUAUUUAUUCAUUUGUAGUACUUCAA